CGGCAUUGGAGGCUGUAGCCUCGCUCUGGUCCCUGCGGCUGGCGGCCGAGCCGUGUGUCUCCUCCUCCGCCGCCGCCAUAUUGUCUGUGUGAGGAGAGGAGAGCGCGGCUACUGCCGCUGCCGCUUCCACCGCAGACAGUCUCAUUGCCCAUACUGGCCCCUAACUUGACAAAUAGUUGGGGCUAACCUUGAAUUCCCUGAUUCUCCUGCCUUUACCUCUUGUGUGUUGGGCUUUCCUGAAGAUUUAGGUGUUAUGUUAACUCAGUUUGAAGAAAAUAGGCCUGAAACAAGGUCUUAUCCACAUCUGCCUCCGAACACAGUAACUGCCAGAUCUUCAAACAUCAAGUUCAGCUUUGUCUGCCAACCUGUCUGACAUGUCGGGACCCGUGCCAAGCAGGGCCAGAGUUUACACAGAUGUUAACACACACAGACCCCGAGAGUAUUGGGAUUAUGAGUCACAUGUGGUGGAAUGGGGAAAUCAAGAUGACUACCAGCUUGUUCGAAAAUUAGGCAGGGGAAAAUACAGUGAAGUGUUUGAAGCCAUCAACAUCACAAAUAAUGAAAAAGUUGUUGUUAAAAUUCUCAAGCCAGUAAAAAAGAAGAAAAUUAAGCGUGAAAUAAAGAUUUUGGAGAAUUUGAGAGGUGGUCCCAACAUCAUCACACUUGCAGACAUUGUAAAAGACCCUGUGUCACGAACCCCCGCCUUGGUUUUUGAACAUGUAAACAACACAGACUUCAAGCAAUUGUACCAGACAUUAACAGACUAUGACAUUCGAUUUUACAUGUAUGAAAUUCUAAAAGCCCUGGAUUAUUGUCACAGCAUGGGGAUUAUGCACAGAGAUGUGAAACCCCAUAAUGUCAUGAUUGAUCAUGAACACAGAAAGCUAAGGCUAAUAGACUGGGGCUUAGCUGAAUUUUACCAUCCUGGUCAAGAAUAUAAUGUCCGAGUUGCUUCCCGAUACUUCAAAGGUCCAGAGCUACUUGUAGAUUAUCAGAUGUAUGAUUAUAGUUUGGAUAUGUGGAGCUUGGGUUGUAUGCUGGCAAGUAUGAUCUUCCGGAAGGAGCCAUUUUUCCAUGGACAUGACAAUUAUGAUCAGUUGGUGAGGAUAGCCAAGGUUCUGGGAACAGAAGAUUUAUAUGACUAUAUUGACAAGUACAACAUUGAAUUAGAUCCACGUUUCAACGAUAUUUUAGGCAGACACUCUCGUAAGCGAUGGGAACGUUUUGUCCACAGUGAAAACCAGCACCUUGUUAGCCCUGAGGCCUUGGAUUUUCUGGACAAGCUCCUGCGAUAUGACCACCAGUCGAGGCUCACUGCAAGAGAGGCCAUGGAGCAUCCUUACUUCUACACUGUUGUGAAGGACCAGGCUAGAAUGAGUUCAUCCAACAUGCCAGGGGGCAGUACACCUGUCAGCAGCGCCACUAUGAUGUCAGGGAUUUCUUCAGUGCCAACCCCUUCACCUCUUGGACCUCUGGCAGGCUCACCAGUGAUUGCUGCUGCCAACCCCUUGGGAUGCCUGUUCCAGCUGCCGCUGGUGCCCAACAGUAAUGACCCCCAUCCAUCUCCUGAUGCCUAAGCAGAGGUGGGGAAGUCCACCCUCUCCUUGAUGCAGCUUGCGCCUGUUGGGAGGGGUGAGAACACUUCAGAAGCACCGUGUCUGAACCGUUGCUUGUGGAUUUAGUAGUUGAGUCAAAAAAAAUUAUAAUAGGCUGAUUUUCUUUUUUCUUUUUUUUUUUUUAACUUGAACUUUUCAUAACUCAGGGGAUUCCCUGAAAAAUUACCUGCAGGUGGAAUAUUUCAUGGACAAAAUUUUUUCUCCCCUUCCAAAUUCAGUUCAUCACCACUAAAGAUCAAAGAUAAACUGGCCUCAGUCCCAGCUGCUGUGUUUGGGGGGGUCUCUUCCCCUCUCCACAUUGCUCUCCCCACAUUACUACACUCUUGGGGGUUGGAUCUUAUGCUCUCCUCCAGAGAUUAUAAAAUGUAGCUUAUCAAAGGAGGUGGGAAGAAGAAAGGUAGGGAGGACCCAGUCCAUGCUCCACACUGUUCUGCUGGUCACUUCAUCACCUUUCUCCAGGACUGCGUCCAUGGGUUAUUCCAGCUCUGGUGGCGGUGGAUCUGUCUUAGUUACAUCAAGAUGUUAAAAGUCUACCCGACUUGCAGACAGAUCCUUAAGCUUUUCUGAAUGAAUCAUGUCUUACUGACCUAACCCUAAAUCAUUUUAAUUUUAGUUUAGUUUAAAUCGGUGAUACUUUCCCUCCUUGACUCCUGCUUUGUUCUUUCCCUUUUCAUCUCCUGACAUACUGUGCUUCAGACCUGGUAGGAAAGGGAAGGCAAAAUCUUUUUCAGUUUUCUUUGACUUGGCCAUUUUGAAGUCAGUUAGUUACUGGGCAUAAUUUAUUGCUUUUUAAAAAAGAAAUACUGUCCAUAUAAGUUUCAUGCUAGCACUCUUAAGAGCUAACGGGUGAUGUGGCCACACUGGGUUCAUUUUAAGCUUUGUACUUUUUUCUCCUCCUACCGUCCCCUUUCUUUAUAUGCCAUCUAGUGAGGAGACCUGCUCUCAGAGUUGUAAUUGUGUCUGAGAGGCAGGAGCAGAGCCACUGUCUGCAGUGAACCAGAAAUGGUAGACCUGUAAUUGUGGGAAACUAUCAGUUCUCUUGUUAUGGCCCUGCCAUCCCUUGCUGUGUGUAUAUAUAUAAUACUUUGUCCUUCAUAUGUGAAAGAUCCAGUGUUGGAAUUCUUUGGUGUAAAUAAACGUUUGGUUUUAUUUAUCAAGGUUAGAUUUAAGUUCCCUGUGUAAAGUUCUCGCUGGGUGGGUGUCUCACAUUCAAACCUGAGGGGACUACAGCCCAUACCAUGGAGACUUCCCAAGGCCCUCAUUUUUAUACUCCCCUCGUUCGACCCAUGGUACUGGGCAGGGCAGGGCAGAGAGGCCUUAAAAAAAAAAAAAGCACCACAAGCCAAAGCGUCUCUGGGGAUUAAGGAUCCUUUGCCAUAAAACUCAUUCUGUGUCUCAGCAUUGCAGGGAUUGGGGAUAGGAUAAGUCGCCAGUUUGUGUGUUUGUGUGUGUGUUUAAAGUGGACUUUCCACUGUAAUCCAGCCACCUAAGUUUAUCAGGUGCUUCACUGAGGAAGCCUAGUUUUUUAAGCACAAUAGCAAACCAUCAGCUCUGUAUUUUCUCCUCUUGUUUCAUUACAGUAGCUGCCUGUGGGGACUAGGAAAAAAAUCUUCCAACAUAUUUUAGGGCCUAAAGUCUUAGUUCCCCAUUCUCCUAUCUUUAUAGAUUCAUAAGCCUUUCUCACAUGGCAUCAUAGAUAAAACAUAAUUGUUUGGGGAGUUGAAUUUAAUUAACUUACCUAACUUUGUAACCCAUCUUGGCUUUAGUAACUUUAUCAAGGUGGUGGCUUUAGCGAAUGUAAUGAUAAAGUAGAGGACGCUAAUGCCUUUCUUAACCUUUCUCAACCAUAGGGACAGCUAAAACGAAAACUUUCUGACUGCAGAGUGAUUUUUCUUAUUUUUGGCCACUUGCAGUGACUAUUUAUUGUACUUGAUUCUUGUAUGCCCUAGUGUGCUGUGAGGGUUACCAUGAUGGGUUUGUGCAGAGCCGAAAGCACCAGGUGUGCUAGAGAUGCAGUUUAUGAUUAUGUUUGCACUGGAUCGUGAUUUGAACAAGACACUUAGAUGGAUGAAUUCUUUCUUUUGAGGUGGAAAGGAAGGUUGUAGAUCAGGACUCCCUACCCUACUUACAGCUCAGAAGUCCAGGUGUGUCUGAGGCUGGUGUGGAUAGCUGCAGAUGGCUGGGCCUCCUCACUCAUCACACCUGGUACAAGAGCUGAUAGUGAAUGCAGAGGACUCUGAGAGCCUUUUAAAAUAAGUAGAAAUUUAAAAGAAACAGGGAGUCACUGCAGAAAUGUGGAGAGUUUUAAAAGACCUGAAUGGGGGAGGGGGUAGGGAGGGUCAGGGUUUACAGAGUAACAACUUCUGUGUUGUAAAUUACCUCAUCUGUACACCUUGUAUUGGGACACUAUUUCUCAGCACUUCCUGUGUCUGCAUUGCUUAGAUGGUGGGAAAUGGAUGCCAACAUGAAAGGGCUGUGUUGGCAGUUACUCUGAAAGUUUUUGGCUUUGUUUUGAAGUGUCCCCUUCCCCCCUUUAAAAUCAGAAUUCCUUCUCUUUGAUUUAUUGGUUGUAAUUGUAUUGUAAUUGGUAUGACUAAGACAUAACUGUGCUGGGAAGAAGUUGUGCCAUGAAGGUCUUUAAUUUUUUUUUAAUAAAAACAUUUAAAUAAAUGAAA
This is a messenger RNA of Cricetulus griseus (Chinese hamster), 4291 nucleotides long. The record is from RefSeq and is a predicted model, not a curated record. NCBI's taxonomy places the organism in Eukaryota, Metazoa, Chordata, Mammalia, Rodentia, Cricetidae.